This is a messenger RNA of Pseudophryne corroboree (corroboree frog), 1250 nucleotides long. It is a transcript of the gene TRUB1, whose product is annotated as TruB pseudouridine synthase family member 1. NCBI's taxonomy places the organism in Eukaryota, Metazoa, Chordata, Amphibia, Anura, Myobatrachidae. Gene Ontology annotation, molecular function: pseudouridine synthase activity; RNA binding. Gene Ontology annotation, cellular component: mitochondrion. Gene Ontology annotation, biological process: mRNA pseudouridine synthesis; tRNA modification. The record is from RefSeq and is a predicted model, not a curated record. The transcript is spliced from 8 exons. The coding region runs from base 88 to 930 and encodes 280 amino acids.
UGCGUCGUAACUCCUCCCCCUUACGGAAAAGGUCCCUUAGCCCACUUGAUUCUAGCAUCUACCCUGCCAGCACUGCCAGGAGCAGGCAUGGCAGCGGAGAAGGCGGUCAGGCUGCUGUCUCUGAGCGGCGUCUUCCCGGUGUACAAGCCCCGGGGACCGACCUCAGCCCAGUUCCUGAGUGACCUGAAGCGGCGGCUGCUGGGAGAAGCCGGCCUGAAGGAAUUAACAAAGAAAAGGAAACAGACUCUGAAAAUUGGGCAUGGCGGGACCCUGGACUGCACCGCCUCCGGGGUGCUGGUGGUUGGCAUUGGGGAUGGUACAAAGCUCCUGGGUGCAAUGCUGACUGGAACCAAGAAGUACACAGCUGUUGGUGAGCUGGGGAGAGCCACCGACACGCUGGACGCCUCUGGGGCUGUAACUGAAGAGAAGCCUUACGUGUCCUGUCUGGUUUCCUGCACAGAUCACAUCACUAGAGAAGACCUGGAGAAUGUGCUGAAGACAUUCAUGGGGGAUAUCAUGCAGGUACCUCCUCUAUUCUCUGCCCUAAAGCGGGAUGGGAAGAGACUGUCCUGCCUCCUAAGGGAAGGUGCAGAGGUGGCACCGAAGCCGGCCAGGCCAGUGGUGGUCUACCAGCUGACUGUGACCGAUUUCCAGCCCCCGCUAUUUACUCUGGACGUUGAGUGUGGCGGCGGGUUUUACGUCAGGAGCCUGGUCAGCGACAUUGGGAAAGCUUUGUCAAGUUGUGCCAAUGUGAAGGAGCUCAUCCGCACCAAGCAGGGGCCGUUCUCGCUGGAUGAACACGCCCUGAGAGAGGACAGCUGGGAUAUUGCCACAGUCGCCCAAUCUCUGAAGGACUUUGCCCACCUCCUCCCAGCGGAGCCAGGGGCCAAACGCCUAAAGACCGGGGAAAAGGAGGCAUCGCAUGUGUGACGUGUAGUCCGCUCCCCGUGGAGUGUUAGUGGAACAUGCCUGGAUGACUGGUGCACGCCUCCCUGUACCACCGCAUCCGCUCACAGCCCCCGCAGCCUAGUGUUCCGGAGAGGUGAGCUGUAUACUGGGUGACGGUGGUUAUGAUGAACAUUCCAGUGGCUGGGGAAAUCCACAACAUGCGUUGGAAUAUUUUUGGGUAACAAAACUGGCAGUAGGACAUGUUAUGAACACCAGGCAAUCACCGGUUCAUGCAAAAGGACAUUUCCAGAGUUUUUGUACAUAAUUUUAUUUUUAAUAAAAAAUGAAAUUUGCUUUGAGAA